Molecule: messenger RNA, 2316 nt
Organism: Plenodomus lingam JN3
Lineage: Eukaryota; Fungi; Ascomycota; Dothideomycetes; Pleosporales; Leptosphaeriaceae
Source: RefSeq, a predicted model, not a curated record
AUGGAUCUCGAAGCGCCCACUUUCAAUUCUCUCAACACGGCGCAGAAGCGAGCGCUCAUCUUGCGCGACCAACUGCGGUGGUUUGACCCACAGCAUCUAGACAGCUUCAUUGAUGGUCUUGCCAACCCUGAGCCGCCUGAUUACAAGAAUAUCAACGGCGUCACCACUCCUGACCUGGUCUUCGUCAAGCUCAAGGCCAGUGCGUCUCGCUUUGAGCUGGGCAAUGUCAUCUUUCCCGAGGAAAAUCAUGGCGUCCUGCAUGCCUAUCUAAUUUUUGAACACGGCAAGAUUGAGAUGCACACCGAAGAAGCCCUGGCAGAAAGUGAGCAGAGCCUCGACCACGUCGCUAUUCAUGGCUUCAUUGCGCGAACUAUGGUGGAAAUGUUCAAGAAGAAGAUCGGCAUGAUCAUGGCACGCAUUAGCAUACUCAAUGAGGCCAGGAGAUCGGCGUACAGUUCUCCGCCCAAUAGUCCCGUAUGCAUUGCUAGUGGAGAGACACUUUCAAGGCUCCAAGCUCCCAAAAAAAAGUCAAAGGAUGGCUUCUCAGCCCCGGCGCUGAAACACUGGAGGCGUGAGCCCAAUACUCCAGUUACUCCCCACAUCACCAACACCCGUCCCGUCGCCGGCCUAUGUUCGAUUCCAGCUUCUCUCAAAGCUGCCACCUUUGCUGCUGUGCCUGAGCAAACGAAGAUUGAUCUGUUCAACAACAUAGCUUCGGCUGCCUUUCCCAACUUUGACAAUCUCAUGGUAGCAAGCUGGAACGUCGUCUCGGUGUAUUCGGCUUGUGGAAGCGACUUUCCGGAGAUGCACAAGGCGGUUGUCGAGUUGAAAGACGUUCUUCAGGACUUCGACUCAGCUUUUGGGGCGACAGUGAGUAGAACACCAGUCCAGUAUCGCAGUGACUGGGCUGGAGAAGGUCGGAUGGGGGGUGGUGUAGCUCGGCCAUUGCGGACUGAAGCCAACAUUGAUAAAUCACCGACGGGGGCUGUUGAGAGCAGUGAAAAAGCUGUACAAGAAUUGCCAAGUCAAGAUCAAGACAGUGAGAUGAUGGAUAGGGAAGGAGAACAAUUGAGCGAUACUGAGCAAGAUCUACCGGCCCCGGCCCUUUCACAUCAAGACGAAGACUCGCCUUCCGAGUCUGAAAUUGGUGAAGACGAUGCUCCAGCGCUUCGGCCUUCAGAUCCACAUGUUCGCCAGCGAUAUGAGCGUCGAAAGCCAACCAAUGUCGAACCUGAGUUUCUCAAGCAUGUCCAUACUUCUUCCGAGCCCCUUCCAUUGCGCACUCCUCCAUCUGCGCCUCCGCCAGCUCAUCCUACGUCUAGCCAGAGCAAGAUCAUUAGAAUUGGCGAUAAGAAGUCUCAAGUUUUGAGGAAUAACUCGCCUGCGCCGAUUGAAGAAGGACAUCCAGCUCCUAUCAACGCAAUUGCGGCCACGCCACGCGCCAUCACUGGUGUUGAGUCCUUGCCGUUGGUCACAAAGACCUCUCCUGCUCAAGGUGCAAAUGUACCAGCUCUCACCCCAGCUGCAGCACCUUCAACUCUCAGUGCCAUCGCCUCCCCGUCCGCUGCCCCAAUUGCCUCGCCCACCAUAAACAAGCGCAAAGCCUCCGGCUCGCCUACCCCUGGCACGUCGAAGAAGAAACUCAUUUCCGACCUAAGCACGGCACAAGUCCAGGAGAAGGCCCGCACUACGAGAACGGAGAUUCUCCGCAAAUGGAAGUGUUUUGAUCCCGAUGUCGUGCCCCGCCCGUUUCUCGGCCUGCACCACAGUCUACAGGCGGAGUUGGAGAGGCGCGGCCAUGGUGAAGCUAGCGCGUCGAGUUCUCGGAUAGGAUCGAGUUCAAAUGCCCAGCAAGCCCAUGGUAGGGUUCGUACGCGCGACCAGGAGGACCAAGAGCACACCGCGGAUCGUAUUGCAGCGGGUCGCAGCACCGAGCGUGCACCCGCCGAACUCCAAAAACGCAUCGAGGAGCGUAACCGGGAGCGAGAGCGAGAACGCGGCACUCCUUGCCGGACCUCUGAGCGUCCUGCCAAGCGCAGUACAGAAGUGGUUUCUCGUCACUCUGAGGGUAGCCCGGCAGAAGCCAGGCCGGUGGUCACGGGCAUGUUUGGCGCGUAUUUGGGCAAGUCGAUGUUGGGGGCUAAGAAGAGUAUUGGGAUUGCGCCUGUUGCGCCAAUGUUUGGUACGGAAGGUAGCAAGAAUAAUGGUGGUGGUAGGAGUGGAAGUGGUACUGGAGGUGCAGCAGGGAACGGCAGCAGUGGUAGUGGCAAUGAUGUUGAUUUUGCUGAGAGUGGCCGAAGGGAUAGGAGAGGAUAG